Gasterosteus aculeatus aculeatus (three-spined stickleback) is the source of this 3878-nucleotide messenger RNA. It is a transcript of the gene pkp1a, whose product is annotated as plakophilin 1a. Gene Ontology annotation, cellular component: adherens junction; cytoplasm; nucleus. The record is from RefSeq and is a predicted model, not a curated record. Gene Ontology annotation, molecular function: protein binding. NCBI's taxonomy places the organism in Eukaryota, Metazoa, Chordata, Actinopteri, Perciformes, Gasterosteidae. Gene Ontology annotation, biological process: cell-cell adhesion.
CUCCUCUGCUAAUGACACAUUUGCCCCUCCUGGACACCUGGCUCAGUCUGCCGCACUCCUCUUCCCGCAGAGUCUGCACUCGAUUUGGAAGCUUUUCUAUUCUUCAGAAAAAGAAGGCGCCGCGCUGGGAAGAUGAUGGCUCCGGACCCGCUGCGUUCUGCCAUGAGAAACCGGGGAUUUGACGACACGUCGCUCGCCUUGCCCUCCGACGGCAAGCUGCACACAGGAGCGCAGCGCGUGCUGGAUCAGGUGCACACCAUCAGGAGGAGCAAGUCCAAACCCGGCAGCAAAGACUCCGCGUCCCCAAUAAGCCCGACUCCCAACAACUGGACCUCAUACGAGUCCGGAGCAUUCAAGUUUUCCCCGUCCAAAGCAAAUGGCACCUUCAGCCGCACCAACUCCGCUGUGUCAACAGGCCACAGCAAAACGGUAAAUUCUCAGAGUCGCAGUGUGUUCGCUAGAACCUGGGGAGGAAGACAUGUCACCAACUCUGGCAUAUGGGAUCCACAAGUCAGCGCCCACAACUGUCCGACAGCUUCCAAUGGGUUGAAAUCCGCUCGCAGUGACCCUGUUUUGGCGCCUUCAUUUUCUGCUGCACCCGUCAUGCGAGCCAAAGGCCAGGGGGUCCAAAGCCAGAACAACUUGCAGACUCGACAGAACAGACUCAGCACCUAUUCUAGGACCAGCUUUCCGAUUUCCACCAGCCAGAAUGCGAUCUUCCAGACACCCUCUGCCCAGGUUCACACCGACGGCAAGAUGGGCACCAUCAAACACUCCAAGAUAGCGCAGGAAUCCUCCAAGAUGAACAGUGUUGUGAACAUGUCAGAAAUGACACUGGAUCAGGCUGUAGAGUUCCUGUCUUACACUGAAGAGUACCAGCAGUGUGGAGCCACCUUCAUCCAACACAAAACCUUCAAAGACGACAGCACCAAACAGGAGGUUUUCCAUUUGGGAGGUAUCCCUGGGCUUGUGAGCCUGAUGCGGAGCCCCGCCCCUGGGGUGAGCCAGGCCGCGGCUGGAGCUCUGAGGAACCUGGUGUUCAAAGACCAGAAAAACAAGCUGGAGGUUCAGAACUGUGGCGGCAUAGCGAAGGCCCUGCAGCUACUAAAGGAGACGGAUUCUACCGAGACCCAGAAACAAAUUACUGGCCUGCUAUGGAACCUGUCCUCUGCCGACGAGCUGAAGGAAGAACUCAUAGCUACAGCUUUGCCUGCCCUGACUGAGAACGUGGUGGUGCCGUUCACCUGCUGGUCAGACAGCUGUGCCAACAACAACAUACACCCCGAUGUCUUCCACAGCGCCACAGGGUGCCUGCGGAACCUGAGCUGCUCCCAAAAGAAGGAGCGGCAGGCAAUGAGACAGUGCCGCGGCCUCAUCGACUCCCUCAUGAACUACGUCCAGUCCUGUGUGGCGGAGGAAAACCCUGAUGACAAGUCUGUGGAGAACUGUGCGUGCAUCCUCCAUAACUUGACCUACCAACUGGAGGAAGAGUCCCCUGUCUGCUUCGACAAGUUCCGACCUUCACCACAGAGCCAGGCUGGGGGGAGGAAAAGCCCCACCAUGGGAUGCUUCAGCCCCAAGAGCAGCAAGGCUCAGAAAGAGAUAUUCAACGGUGUUCUGGAAAUGCCGGAGGUCAGCUCCCCAUCAGGUGUGGAGGGGUUGUGCCAUCCCAAAUCCAUGCAGACCUACUUGUCUUUACUGGGCUCGUCCCAGAAAGAUGCCACCCUGGAAGCGUGCUGUGGUGCCCUGCAGAACCUCACUGCCAACAAGGGAAUUGGGUCCAGUGCCAUGAGUCAGAUUCUGGUUCAAAAGAUGGGGGCUCUGGUGCAGAUACCCCGUCUUCUAAAGUCCCCCAACCGCAGCUUGCAAAAGGCCGCCAUAUCCCUGCUGGGUAACAUGUCUCGGACCAGCAGUGUGCAGCCCACCAUGGCAAAGCAGAUCCUGCCUGAGCUCACCGACCUCCUCUCCUCCGGCCCACGAGAAAUGGGAAACUUGGACGACACUAUGAUGACCGCUUGCAACACAGUCAGGAGUCUAAUGUUGGCGGACACUGAGGUCAGCAAGAAGGUUAUCAAUAAUAAACUGGUGACGUCCCUUGCUGACCUCAGCGAGAACGGGUCUUUUCCCAAAUCGAGCAAAGCAGCUUCCCACCUGCUCUACAGCUUAUGGAACGAGAAGAGUCUUCAAGGCGCUGUGAAAAAGCUGGGGAUGGCUAAAUCACUUUUUGUGAACGACAUCACUACAGCUGUGCAGAGGUCAAUGCAAGUUAUUGAGUGAGUGUGCUCAACGUGGAACAGAACCUCAGAGUCUGAAAGGUUUUCGCGUGUGUUCUUUCAGACGGAAAUCAGCAUGUUAAGACACUUCUGCGGCUACACCCUUGCAAAAGAAAGAGUAGAAUUAUAUUAUUCACAUAAUGACAUAAAUUGGGGUGACUCAUACAUGAUAUAUAUACUUUUGAGAGUAUGCACCACGUAUGUAAAACAUUCAUAAGACAGUGUUUAGUUUCCUGAAUAAUCCUGCAGCGGUUUAUGUAUUUAAUUUGGAUAUGUUUCUGUCCGUGUAUAUAAAGAGGUGGAUGUGUUUCUGUUAGACAAAGAGUGCAUGUGCUGAAAUUCAGAUCUUCUGGCCAGUGAGCUGCAGCAGUGAUUUUGAAAUAAAUGGCAUUUUUUUCAAAUGUGCAGUGGCUAAAAUCUGAAAUAUCUACUGUGGCUUUGAAGUCUGAGCAGCCAAAAUCAAAGUAAUAAGAAAAAAAAUAUAAAAAACAAAAGAUAUUGUCUGUAUUUCUGAUAUCGUUUUUUUCGAUAACCUUCUACAUUCACUUGGAUUUCUUCUUGUCCUGUUAUUUGUUUCAUUACUCGAUUAUUGAGUUUAUUGUUCUAUAAAACAAAGCUUUCUAAACAAUUGCAAAAAUAGAUAAAUGAAUUGUUCCGCAUUUUGGGAAACCUGUUUACUAGUUGAUGAGAAGAUACCGCUGUUAUGUUGGUACAUUGUAGGUGAAGGUUCAACCAGCAACCAGUUAAACUAACUGGAACAGUGAGUCAGGCCUUGUCCAGAGGUAACACCUAUGUGUCCUGCGUGUCUUUAUAAAAACUAUUGUCAUGUUUUAAGAAUGUUCCCUUUGGCAGGGCUGCUUUUUUUUUCCUGUUUUCUGAGCUAAGAACCAGUUGCUUAUUCUUUGCCGUAACCUUUUGGUAAUCUUGCCUAUUGAAAUGUACAAAUUACAUGGUAUUAUUUUUAUCUCCCUUUUUUUUAAGAUUGUUCAUACACUUUCAUAAACUGAGGAAUUGGAGAAAGCAAAGUAAUUGACUAAUGUACAUGUAGCGCCAGCCAGUCCAAUUCCCUUUGAUUAUGUAUAGACAGUGAAACCGUUUAAAGUCUGACUUUAAAUGGAUCCGCAGUUGACCGGUUUAGCUGCUGGCUGCACACUGAUCGUCUUUGAAGUGUUUGAGAUCAUGAGGAGGUUGCACCUUUAUUCAUAGGUGUGACAAAUUAUGAUCCGUGUGAACGGCUGAGGUGAGAUGAACCGCACAUUCAAAUAUGUUAGAACAUUUAUUUUAAGUUUAACACAUUCAGUCCCUCAGCUAAAACGUUUUAAAGCUUUACAUACUGAAACACAUUUUAAAUCCCCUUAAAUCACACAAUGCAUUUCAAAGACUGCAAGGGGGAUUAUCCAAGGCUACAAUACACUACAUCAGACUUUCUAUGGUUGGAACAUAUAUAGUCUUACUAUGCAUAUAUUCCUGCUGAGGCUCCUUUACCUCGUGGGAGGUGGAUGUCAGUAUUUCUUAUGAAUGUAUUUUUGGCGAAAUAGUUUGUGCGGCAUAUAACAAGGAGCUUUCCCUCCUGUAAAUAGAAUAAAUAACACCUUUUGAAGACAA